This is a messenger RNA of Sphaeroforma arctica JP610, 215 nucleotides long. RefSeq lists its product as hypothetical. Lineage: Eukaryota; Ichthyosporea; Ichthyophonida. The annotation marks the transcript as partial. The transcript has a single exon. The record is from RefSeq and is a predicted model, not a curated record.
AUGGAUGUCAUAGACGUGCUCGUCUUUGGCUCAACCCUUCCUUUGGGUCCCAUUGAGAAACGGUUUGAGUGGAAAAGUGGUGGAGUACUAAGGCUCUCUCUGCGAUUGGUGUGCUUCACUGCGUCACACACCAAUGAUAAAGGACUGGGCGCCCGUGCUUUGGGUACCAGUCAGCUGAGAGCAUUGUCUCGGGCUAUUCUCACGGCACCGGCAAG